AUCCGUGCGCGCUCCCGCCUCCUCCGCUUCCGCAUCCGCCAUAAGCGCGAUCUGUGAGCGCGCCCCCGACUUUUCUCCGCUGACAGAGGCCCAGUCACCCGCCGCCGAGCACCAUGAAUGAGGAGUACGACGUUAUCGUGCUGGGGACCGGCCUGACGGAAUGUAUCCUGUCAGGAAUAAUGUCAGUAAAUGGAAAGAAGGUGUUGCACAUGGAUCGCAACUCGUACUACGGGGGAGAGAGUGCUUCCAUUACCCCUUUGGAAGAUCUAUACAAAAGAUUUAACCUCCCUGGAUGCCCCCCAGAGUCCAUGGGACGUGGACGAGACUGGAAUGUGGAUCUAGUCCCCAAGCUUCUCAUGGCUAAUGGCCAGUUGGUUAAAAUGCUGCUUUAUACUGAAGUUACCCGUUAUAUGGACUUCAAAGUAAUAGAAGGAAGUUAUGUGUGCAAAGGAGGAAAAAUCUACAAGGUUCCCUCUACAGAAGCAGAAGCUCUUGCUUCCAGUUUGAUGGGUUUGUUUGAAAAGCGAAGGUUUAAAAAGUUAUUAUGCUUUAUUACAAACUUUGACGAAAAUGAUCCUAAGACACAGGAAGGAGUUGACCCUAAGAAGACUACUAUGCUAGACGUUUACAAGAAAUUCGAUUUGGGGCAGGACGUCAUCGAUUUCACAGGCCACGCUCUGGCUCUGUACAGGAAUGAUGACUAUCUGCAUCAGCCUUGUCUGGAGACCAUAAACAGGAUUAAGCUUUACAGUGAAUCUUUAGCACGUUAUGGGAAAAGCCCUUACCUUUAUCCACUCUAUGGCCUUGGAGAGCUGCCACAGGGGUUUGCAAGAUUAAGUGCCAUUUAUGGAGGAACAUAUAUGUUGAAUAAGCCAAUAGAGGAGUUGGUGAUAGAGAAUGGAAGAAUUGUUGGUGUAAAAUCUGAAGGAGAAAUUGCCCGAUGCAAGCAGUUGAUUUGUGACCCAAGUUAUGUUCCUGAUCGAGUUACUAAAGUGGGGCAGGUCAUUCGUGUAAUUUGUAUCUUGAGUCACCCAAUUAAAAACACAAAUGAUGCCAAUUCCUGUCAAAUCAUCAUUCCUCAAAACCAAGUCAACAGGAAAUCUGAUAUCUAUGUGUGUAUGAUUUCCUCUGCACACAAUGUGGCUGCACAAGGAAAGUACAUUGCCAUAGCCAGCACUACUGUAGAAACAAAUGAUCCUGAGAGGGAGAUUAGGCCUGCUCUUGAACUCCUGGAACCCAUCGAGCAGAAGUUUGUAAGUGUUAGUGACCAGUAUGGCCCAACUGAUUUGGGAACAGAGAGUCAGAUCUUUAUUUCACGCACAUACGAUCCAACAACUCACUUUGAAACCACCUGCGAUGACAUCAAGGACAUCUACAAGAGAAUGACUGGAUCAGAAUUUGAUUUUGAGGAGAUGAAGCGCAAGAAGCAAGAUAUCUAUGGGGAUAACCAAUAGAGAGACCUGCACCAUGUCAGAGAAUUGCUGAAUCAACUACAAAACACACAUUUUGGAAAUUAGGAACACUGUAUGAAACUCAAUAUUGCAAGACCUGCUUUUUGUAAAAACUGAAAGCCAAGAAUACUGCACUGGUAACUGCUCUGUGCCCUGCCCCUGGUUUAUUUCCCGACGUCCCAAUCUGUUCUGCCAUUUCUAGCUUGCUAUGGGAGAGAACUGCCCUUUUUCAGUUUGACUGUAGGAUUCAUUGAUGCAAUGAUGUUCUAUGCCUUCAGUUCUCACAUUUUAUCUUUAUUUUAAUUUAGAUUCUGCUCUGGCUUACUAAAUAAUGCUUUUUUAUAUAUAUCAGGAUUAAAUGAAAUACUUAACCGAUCAUCCGUUUAAUCUGAUUUGCUGUAAGAAGCUUGAAAAUAUUUUGAGCAGCGCCUCACUUACUGCUAUCCCAUCACUGUAUUGGUUUCUGUUCAGGAGCUCCCGGUGUGUUAUUCUUGCAAAGUUUUUAACCUCCUGUCUCCAGCUCGGAAAAGUUUUGGCUGUAGACUCCUGUUUUAUCUGCAAAUUAUUAAACCAUGUCAAUAGUAUUAUGCAGGCAAGGCUUGCAUUUCUCAUCUCUUGUGAUAAAACUGAAAAGCAGUAUUGAUUUGAUUGAGUCCUACCCUCAAAUGUUUCUUGAAUAGAAAUUAAAUUGAUGUCUGUACUGCGAAGUAAAGCCAAAUUGUGGAAACCUG
Messenger RNA from Bufo gargarizans (Asiatic toad), 2182 nucleotides. It is a transcript of the gene GDI2, whose product is annotated as GDP dissociation inhibitor 2. Bases 114 to 1454 code for a protein of 446 amino acids. Gene Ontology annotation, biological process: protein transport; vesicle-mediated transport; small GTPase-mediated signal transduction. Gene Ontology annotation, cellular component: cytoplasm. The transcript has 11 exons. Gene Ontology annotation, molecular function: Rab GDP-dissociation inhibitor activity. The record is from RefSeq and is a predicted model, not a curated record. NCBI's taxonomy places the organism in Eukaryota, Metazoa, Chordata, Amphibia, Anura, Bufonidae.